GUGUGUGUGUGAGAGGGGGGGUUGGGGGUUCUUGAAGAACCGAGAAGAGGAAGCAGUUCCGCCCUCAGAAGUAACAGCAGACCGUGGACGAGCUGGAAAGACCGAGGACAGAACACAAGUGAGUCCGCCUCAAACUUUUCGUGAGCGGGAGCUUUUGUGUCACGUGUGUCGCUGAGUGGAAACUUCUGGAAGCAAAUUUCCCGCAUGUGAAGAAGCAGAAGCCGAAAACGCAGCUCUCGCCGCUCUCGCCGCUCGCGCCUCCCUGACCGCGGACUCGGCUUCUCGGCGUCGGCUCGUCCAGACACUUGGGCCCAGUUUGAAGACAGUAUGAGCGGAGACGAGGAGAGGUUCAAACUGGUGGUGGUCGGAGGAGGAGGGGUGGGCAAGAGCGCCCUCACCAUUCAGUUCAUUCAGUCCUACUUUGUGUCAGAUUACGACCCCACCAUCGAAGACUCCUACACCAAGAUCUGCACUGUGGAUGGAAAAGAGACCCGGAUGGACAUCUUGGAUACAGCAGGUCAGGAGGAAUUUGGAGCAAUGAGGGAGCAGUACAUGCGCUCAGGAGAAGGUUUCCUCCUGGUGUUUGCACUUAACGACAGGGGAAGCUUCCACGAGGUUCAGAAAUUCCACACCCAGAUCUUGCGAGUGAAGGACCGCGACGACUUCCCCAUGGUGCUGGUCGGAAACAAGGCUGACCUGGAACAGCAGAGAGUGAUCUCCAGGGAGGACGCUCAGGCGUUUGCCAGAGAAAACAGGAUCCACUACAUGGAGGCGUCGGCUAAAAAUCGCUACAAUGUGGACGAAACCUUUUUAGAGUUGGUGCAAAUUAUCAGGAUGUUUCAGGAGAUGGAGUGUCCUCCUCCCCCAGCUCAUCAUACAGGGAAACAGAAGAGUGGAGGAUGUCCCUGCGUCCUCCUCUAAGCAGUUCCACCGUGGACCUCAUCCCUCUGCAGCUUCUCGGAGAUCAGGUGCAUGAUUAGCACCACAACCACAAGAUUUAACAAGUGUAUUUAGUUUUUUAAUGAGAGGAUCAAAGACUGUGGGGCUGACUUCCUGCGGCGUGUGACACACAGGAAGUCAGAAGGAUUUUUACGAGGGAUGUAACAAUAUCAGUUUCAUCUGUGACAGUGAAACCUCCGCGUCCUGAAACUGGAGCAAAUUUAAGGGAAGUGUGAACUGCACGAGUCCUCGUCCCAUUCAUCGUUUGCACACACACACACACACACACACACACACACACAGGAGCAGUGGGCAGCACUUAUCUGCACCCAGGACGCACUAGGGGAUUGGGUGCCUUGCCCCUGGCCCGUCCUGGGAUUUGAACCUGCGACCCCUUGGUUACAAGCCUAAUUUUCAAAUCCAUUAGUGUGAAAAUAACAGAUGCCAGUAUUAGUGAGCAAAGUAUGAAUGUAGAGAGAGAGAGAAGAACAGCUUUUGAAUCAUAUUUAACAUUUCUGUAGAACUCUGUGUUUCUAUUCAAAUGAUUCAUUUUAAUGACAUCAACAGCUUUAUGGUCAUCGAGGUGUGGAAGGAAAUAUUUGUAUUUUUCAUUUUUUAACUUCACGACGAACAACAUUUGCCGCUGAAGAACAGACAGAACCAAACAAACAUUCCCAUGAUCCCUCACUUCUUCCUGAAAUCAUCAAACUAGGUCCUUUUUUGUUGUGUCCACAUUAGUGAAACCUUAUAUAUACAUUUUUUACAGAGUCAUUCUGAUCUAUAGUGAAAUGAACAUAAUAUUUUCCGUAGUCAUGUUGCUGCAGGUGUCGAUAUAUUCACUUCUCAUUUGUGCAAAAUAAAAUAAGCCUUUUCUGUUGUA
Messenger RNA from Solea senegalensis (Senegalese sole), 1819 nucleotides. It is a transcript of the gene rras, whose product is annotated as RAS related. The transcript has 6 exons. Bases 328 to 921 code for a protein of 197 amino acids. The record is from RefSeq and is a predicted model, not a curated record. Gene Ontology annotation, biological process: signal transduction. NCBI's taxonomy places the organism in Eukaryota, Metazoa, Chordata, Actinopteri, Pleuronectiformes, Soleidae. Gene Ontology annotation, molecular function: GDP binding; GTPase activity; GTP binding. Gene Ontology annotation, cellular component: plasma membrane.